AUGGCUGCAGCAAGUGAUAAUUCGUCACGUAAAUGUCAAUUUUCAUCGUCACAAGACACUUGUAAGAAAAUCGGAAUGAUCAAAUGUGAUGGUUGUUCCAGUCGUUAUUGUAAAGACCAUUUCUCAGCACAUCGUCGACUUAUUGAUGAACAAUUUGAUCGUCUUUGUUCAGAUCGUGAUCUUCUCUACCAAGAAAUAUAUAACUCAAACGCUUCACCAUCAACACCAACCCAUCCAUCACUUGAAGAAGUUAAUCAAUGGGAGCACUCAACAAUUCAGUUAGUACAAAGAACGGCCGAAAACGCUCGUCAGAGAGUGCUGGAGCUGUUAUAUGAAAAUAAAAUCAAAGUUAAACAAGAAUACGAACAGUUUUCGAACGAACUCAGGCAACGAAAAGAUAAUGACGACUAUUUUGAACCAGAUAUUGAAAUGUUAAGUCAAAAGCUUGAACAAUUGAAAAUUGAUGUUACCUGUGAAAUUAACAAGAAAACAAUUCAAGUAAAAGUUCAUCCGAUUCAUUGGCCAAGGGUUUUAAAUGUACAUAAUUCAAUCGAGAUGAACAAUUGCAAAGUGAACAAUAAAGAGAUUAGUAACGUUGAAAAAUUACCACAGAGGCAAGCAAUUGCUAAAAAUAGGAAAGUGAACUAUUUUGUUGGCGGUUCACUUCUUAGUCAUGAGGAUCAAAUGAAACUUAAUGAGUUUUAUGAUAACAGGGAUCAACAAUGGCAAUUAAUUUACAAAGCGACGAGAGAUGGGUUUGAUGCUAGUACUUUUCAUCGUUUGUGUGACGGAAAAGGACCGACAAUGACCAUCAUUCUAUCAACCGACAAUUAUUUAUUUGGCGGUUAUGUAAGCGUUAGCUGGCGAUCUGUCAAUAGAUGGGAAACAGAUACAUCGGCUUUUAUCUAUACGUUGAAUAACCCACAUCGAAUACCACCAACAAAAUACAAAAUUAAAGAUGGUGGUAGACGCGCCAUUUGGUCAAAUUCGAGCUAUGGUCCUACUUUUGGCUAUUUUGAUCUCAUCGUUGAAGCGGACAGCUACAGAACAUUAAAAAAUCCGCAUUACAGUCAGUUUCCCGCAGAUUAUGUUGAUACAACUGGCAAGGCUAACUUAACAUUUACUGAAACUGAAAAGUUUAGCGCUGCCGACAUUGAGGUCUAUGCAUUAGCUAGAUAA
This is a messenger RNA of Didymodactylos carnosus, 1179 nucleotides long. Lineage: Eukaryota; Metazoa; Rotifera; Eurotatoria; Philodinida; Philodinidae. The record is from the annotation of a GenBank genome assembly.